CUCUCGUAUCCUACCCUUCACCAUUGUCAAUCCUCCCUUAACAGCGACUCGAUCAAUUGCACUCUUUGAGGUGAUCUUUGUGAGUGCUCUAUUUGCGGCGCGCGGCCAUGAACUCGCUACGUCAGCUCCCUCGCCGUAAGGCGCUACACAGUUUGGCCGUUCCCACGAUCCAGAGUUCCAGCGCGAGUCGGUUAUGGCAGAGAUCUUUCAACGGCACUUCAUCUAUUGCCUCCCACCUAGCUGGACUUGAUCCUUCAAAGCUCACAGUCACCAAGACUAGCACCCCUAAAGAAUUGACUCCUGCUAAGGAUCUUGUUUUCGGAAAGACAUUUACUGACCACAUGCUUGCUAUUGAAUGGUCAGCAUCCAAUGGCUGGGAUGUCCCUCGCAUCGUUCCGUACCAAAACCUUAGCUUGGAUCCCUCGGCUUGUGUAUUCCACUACGCAUUCGAAUGUUUCGAAGGCAUGAAGGCAUACAAAGACAAUAAUGGUCAAAUCCGACUAUUCCGCCCGGAUAAAAAUAUGCAGCGCUUGAACAAGUCUUCAACGCGAAUUGCCCUCCCUACCGUCGAUGGUGAGGCUCUAACCCAACUGAUCGGGGAGCUCGUAAAACUAGAUAGCCGAUUCAUCCCAAGUGCCCGAGGCUACUCGCUAUACCUGCGACCCACGGUCAUUGGCACGCAAAAUACUCUCGGAGUCGGACCACCAGGUUCUGCCCUUUUGUUUGUAAUCGCAAGCCCCGUUGGUCCUUAUUAUCCCACUGGUUUCAAGGCCAUCUCGCUAGAGGCCACCGACUAUGCUGUUAGAGCCUGGCCUGGCGGUGUGGGUGACAAAAAGUUGGGUGCGAAUUACGCACCAUGCAUUGUCCCUCAACUAAGCGCGGCCUCUCGUGGGUUCCAGCAGAACCUCUGGCUUUUUGGUGAGGAAGAAUAUGUGACUGAGGUUGGCACGAUGAACCUCUUCAUUGCGUUGAAGAACAAGGAAACAGGGCAGAAGGAACUAGUCACUGCUCCUCUGGAUGGAACCAUUCUUGAAGGUGUGACCCGUGACUCCGUAUUAGGACUUGCUAGGGAAAGACUAGUGCCGAAGGGCUGGACUGUGUCUGAGCGCAAGAUAAAAAUGUCAGAGGUUGCUGAAGCAGCAGAUGAGGGUAGGCUGGUUGAGGUGUUCGGAUCUGGCACCGCAGCCAUUGUUAGCCCCGUACGGAACAUCAGCUACAAGGGUAAGUUGGUCGACUGCGGCUUGAAGGAGAGUGAGGAAGCUGGAGAGAUUGCUUCCCAGAUGAAGAACUGGAUCGAGGGGAUCCAGUAUGGCGAUGAAGAUCACAGCUGGAGCUACGUCCUCUAAAGGACGCUUUAGUCUCAAAAAAAAAAAAAAAAAAAAAAGGCCUAUAGACUGUCUUGUAGGCUUUUCACGUUGCUCCGUGGGUCUAGACAAUAAGAAUCUUUUGCACUUUCGGGUUAUUACACUGCUAUUGCUUGAUUUGAUUCCGUCAACUAGCAUAACCGCUAUCUUAACAUUAUAGUGUAACCUGAAGUGAGUACGCAGAAAGCUUAGAGAGAUUAUAACUUUGCAUAUUUUCCUAUCUACCAGAGUCCUGUGAGUCUUACCGUAGACUCGAUUUAAGUCAGUACUUGGAAAUCGAGCACCAAUGGAUAAUAACCAAUGAAUGGCGGCAUUCUAGUUAUUCUCCCAGAAGGGGCAAUGAUCAACUGUGCAGCAACUAUGCGCUUGAAUCUCAAGUUCUCGCCGUCCCGCAGACACAGCCGCCAUCAUGCGGGAAAUACGAUU
Messenger RNA from Aspergillus alliaceus, 1790 nucleotides. RefSeq names its product branched-chain amino acid aminotransferase, cytosolic. The record is from RefSeq and is a predicted model, not a curated record. The transcript is spliced from 4 exons. Lineage: Eukaryota; Fungi; Ascomycota; Eurotiomycetes; Eurotiales; Aspergillaceae. Gene Ontology annotation, molecular function: branched-chain-amino-acid:2-oxoglutarate transaminase activity. Gene Ontology annotation, cellular component: mitochondrion. Gene Ontology annotation, biological process: L-valine biosynthetic process; L-leucine biosynthetic process. The coding region runs from base 108 to 1346 and encodes 412 amino acids.